CGCGCGCGUGCCGCGAGAUCCAGUUCCGGCGGGCGGGCUGGCGGCGGCGGCGCCCUCAGGGCCAUGGGUCCCGCCGAGGCCGAGUUCCUGGCCGAGAAGGAGCUGGUGACCGUCAUCCCCAACUUCAGCCUGGACCGCAUCUACCUCAUCGGGGGGGAUUUGGGUCCCUUUAAUCCUGGCUUGCCUGUGGAAGUGCCUCUUUGGCUAGCUGUUAACCUAAAACAGAGACAGAAGUGUCGGCUAAUACCUCCUGAAUGGAUGGAUGCUGAAAAGCUGGAGGAAAUCCGGGAUCAGGAACGCAAAGAGGACACUUUCACUCCAAUGCCCAGUCCCUACUACAUGGAACUAACUAAGCUGCUGUUAAACUAUGCCUCAGAUAGCAUCCCGAAAGCAGAUGAAAUCCGAACACUGGUUAAGGAUACCUGGGAUACACGGCUAGCUAAACUGCGGCUGUCUGCGGACAGCUUUGUCAGACAGCAGGAGGCCCAUGCCAAGCUGGAUAAUCUGACCUUGAUGGAGAUCAACACCACUGGGACUUUUCUUACUCAAGCCUUAGAUCACAUGUACAAGCUACGCACAAACCUUCAGCCGGGUGAGAGUGCCCAGUCUCAGGAUUUCUAAGAUGCCUUCUGACAGUCUAAAACCCUCAUGGGAUGAGGCAAUAAUAGUAGGAGGACUCUGCCCUAUGGACACUAUUAAUGAGUCCUAAUGGAACUUGCCUUAUGCUGUUUUUAUGUCUUAAAUGCCCUGUAUAGAUCUCUGCUAAAAACCAUGCAAGUCUUAUACAUUUCCUGUCAAUUGUGUCUAACUUGAGGCUCUGUGGUGUUUGCAUGAAGGCUGGUUUCCCUCAGUUUGCAUGCAGGCAAUAGAAAGAAGGCAGCCUUGUGGCUGCAUAUUAAUAAGUUGAGGACUGCUGAUGGCACAGAGGGCAUUCCCUGCUCAGCAGCUCUCGUGAACAGCUUCUGCUCUAUAAUGAGCAUCUUUGGCAAAACAAAUGAUUCUACCUGGCAGAACUCUUCCAGUCCCAUGUGCAGCUGUCUUUGCAAGAUGAACUGGUUGCAGCAGUUAGAUGCUGUGGGGAGGUUUUUCUUGUUAUUGCCUUAUUGGUGGGAUUUUUUAUAUCUCUUAAAUGAUAUGUAGCAGCAAUAAAUAUGCUCUUAGUUUA
Molecule: messenger RNA, 1165 nt
Organism: Caretta caretta (loggerhead turtle)
Lineage: Eukaryota; Metazoa; Chordata; Testudines; Cheloniidae
Gene: GINS2
Product: GINS complex subunit 2
Biological process (GO): DNA replication; double-strand break repair via break-induced replication
Cellular component (GO): GINS complex; nucleus
Source: RefSeq, a predicted model, not a curated record